This is a messenger RNA of Conger conger (European conger), 918 nucleotides long. RefSeq lists its product as uncharacterized. The record is from RefSeq and is a predicted model, not a curated record. NCBI's taxonomy places the organism in Eukaryota, Metazoa, Chordata, Actinopteri, Anguilliformes, Congridae. The coding region runs from base 1 to 918 and encodes 305 amino acids. The transcript is spliced from 3 exons.
AUGACCGGGCUCAACUACACACGGAUUGCUCUACUGUUUUUAAUUACGCUGGCCGGAACCACCGGGGGCCACUGUCGCACGCUGCAAAGCUGGAUGGCCAAGUCCUCAUUUUUUCGUGACGGACACGAGGUAUUAAAUACUUAUAUCCAACCAAAACGUCGGCGGCGAGACACAUUGGAGACUCAGCGGGAACAUUGCGCGCUCUUGGCCGCUCCGUGGAUGGAGUCAACAGGACAUUUCGAAAGCGAAGGACAGUUAUACAGGCUUAGGGUACUAUCUUUGUCAGAGGAGGGUCCACGGCGUGCUGUUUUCCCUGAGCAGCCUCUUUUUCGUUUUGUUCGACGUGUUUAUCGAUGCUGUCAGAUGGGUUUCCAUUGUCGUGGAGUGAAGGGAAUUCAAGGACGACUAAAUGGAGGCUCUGAAGUGGAGUUUUUGCUCAGUGCGGAUGUCCUGUCAGUGCCUGUGGUGAGAGCUGAAGUGCACCUUCACAUUGUAAACCCACAUCACCUCCGAGUAGAGCCAUGGUUGCCCACUGUGGCAAAGCGUGACAAAAAGUCCUACACAAGGUACAGCGUAUGGUCAAAGGACGAGGUGGUGGAGCUGAGAGUGGACGUGCUGUUCCUUUUUCAGAGCCUCCAGGAGGUGGCCAGGCGUGUCCAGCGGGGACCCGGUCUGGCAGACCUCCGAAGGGUGGGGCGCCUCGCUAGGCUGAGGGGAGAGAGCCAGGGGGGCGGUCAGAACGCUUGGUCUCUCCAGGACACGGAUGGCGAUGUGUGGGGGGAAGGGGAAAACGUUCUGAGGUCUGCACUGGAGCUUGGUCUGCUGCUGCACUGCAGCAAAGGAGGAGCAGAGGUGCCAUGUGAGGAGAACGGUGUGCGCCUUCUCCACACUCCUUUCAUUGCCCUCUCCUACAGAUAG